Molecule: messenger RNA, 3870 nt
Organism: Pangasianodon hypophthalmus (striped catfish)
Lineage: Eukaryota; Metazoa; Chordata; Actinopteri; Siluriformes; Pangasiidae
Gene: sec62
Product: SEC62 homolog, preprotein translocation factor
Exons: 8
Coding region: 114-1328 (404 amino acids)
Biological process (GO): post-translational protein targeting to membrane, translocation
Cellular component (GO): endoplasmic reticulum; endoplasmic reticulum membrane
Source: RefSeq, a predicted model, not a curated record
GACCACACCAACGAGGAAGAAAUCAUCGCGACACGUGGGCCAAGCUUACUGACGCGGUAUUAUCGCCUGGUCACGUGAUCACGUUGGUCGAGGGGGAAAAAAAAUUUAGCAUCAUGGCGGAGCGCAGGAGACACAAGAAGCGAAUUCAGGAGGUGAGUGAACCAACCAAGGAGGAGAAGGCAGUGGCCAAAUACCUGCGCUUUAACUGCCCUACCAAGUCCACUAACAUGAUGGGCCAUCGAGUCGACUACUUCAUAGCAUCUAAAGCGGUGGACUGUCUGCUCGACUCUAAAUGGGCCAAAUCAAAGAAACCUGAGGAAGCUUUAUUCACCACCAGGGAGUCUGUGGUGGAUUACUGCAACAGGCUCCUGAAGAAGCAAUUCUUCCACCGAGCUUUGAAGGUGAUGAAGAAGAAACCGGAGAAAGACCCAAAGAAGGAGAAGGUGAAAGGUGACGGAGGCAAAGAGGAAGAGAAGAAGAGCAAGAAGGAGAAAGAGAAAGAGAAGGAGAAGGAGAAGAAAAAAGACACUGAGGCCACAGACACCAAGAAGGAAAAGAGCGAUGAAAGUCCAGGAUCCCCGAAGAAGAAGAAAGAGGUUAAGAAGAAGUUUAAACUGGAGCCUCAUGAGGAUCAGCUGUUUCUGGAUGGGAACGAGGUGUAUGUGUGGAUUUAUGACCCGGUCCAUUUUAAAACUUUUGCUAUGGGACUGGUGUUGGUGAUUGCAGUGAUAGCUGCGACACUGUUCCCCCUGUGGCCAGCGGAGAUGAGGGUGGGUGUGUAUUACCUGAGUGUGUGUGCAGGCUGUUUCGUCGCCAGCAUCCUUCUCCUUGCUGUUGCUCGCUGUAUUCUAUUCCUGAUCAUCUGGUUGGUCACUGGGGGGCGCCAUCACUUCUGGUUCCUCCCCAAUCUGACUGCAGAUGUGGGCUUUGUCGACUCAUUCCGUCCCAUUUACACGCACGAGUACAAGGGCCCUAGGACGAGCGGCAAGAAGGGCGCAGGGGAGAAGUCCGAGGGCAAGGGUGCCAAGACGCAGAAAUCAGACAGCGAGGACAAAUCGGAUGGUGAGAAGAAGGAGGAAGAGGAAGAGGAAGUGGAGGAGGAAGAGGAAGAGGAGGCAGGGAAGGAGGUGGAGGCAGAGCGGCGCUCAGAUUCAGACAGUGAGCGCAGAGAGGACGACGGCUCGCAGCACAGCAACGGAAACGACUUCGAGAUGAUCACGCGCGAUGAGCUUGAGCAGCACACCGAUGAGGAGGAAGAGGAAGAAGAGGAGGAGGAGGAGGAGGAGCAAGAGGGAAAAGAGGCGGAGCCCAAACCACACCAGACGUAAACUGUGUAAACAUUCAUGAGAUUCGCCCAUCACAUCGCACAUUGCGAUCUUCCACUACAGAUGCACAUGGGGUCAAAGGUCAACUACGUCAAAAGCUGGAACAUGCCUUCUGGCGGCCAUUUUGGAUUUAUUUUAUUUCCUAGUUAAAAGAAAGAAACAAACACACGUACACACACACUCAAAUACUCAUACAAAUACACACACUGUGUAUGUGUUUACUGGUUGUGUAAUUAGCAUAGACUCUCCUCGUGUGUGUGUGUGUGUGUGUGUGUGUGUUUCAGAUGAUCUAACACACACACCAUACGAUCAUCAUAGGCUGCUGUUCAGUUUGGACCAAUGUUUCUUAUUCUACCGUGUGUCUGUGUGUGUGUGUUGUAAGUGUCUGUCUCACACAUGCAUCUCCAGCAGGUGCUUUGGGGUGAUAACAUGACUAAAGUAAACGUAAUCAUCUUCCAAGUCCCGCCCAUAUUUUUAUUCCACACAGCCGUUACUUAACCACUAGGAUUCCUGCUUGCAUGCUAUUGGUCGAUGUUGGCGCAGCGCGAGAGCUCUGCGGAUGUGGAAAGGGUCCUUCAUUAGUGCCAAAUCUACCAUUUUGGACAUCAUCUCUACACAUCACUACAAAGUAAAUUUUAAAAAAAAGUUCGUACCUGGAACAAAAAGUCCAAACAGUCCCUCACAUCCCCAAUAACAGUUUAGACUGUACCGGUUGCCAUGGCAACUGAUCUGCUGACUUCGUGUGGCUGUGUUCCAAACCACACUUGAUAAUGUUUGAGUGUUCGACACGUUACCACACCUCGCUGAGUGCAACGAGUUAUUUUAAUUUAUUUAGCUAUCGUGAUAGUUUCACUGAUUUUUAUCACAGUUCCUGAUGAUAUAAUGUUGCUCUCUACGUUAAAAGUGGUUUAUCCAUCACUCUUAUUUCCCACACACAUCACUAAAGUAACGUUAGCACGGUAACACACAUUUGGCUAUCAUUUCAACAUAACGACAGCUUUUGGGAAGUUUUACACAGUUUAUUUUCACCUAUUGAUAAUCUUUACUACCUCACCAGCUAAUCUCAGCUCACUAUGCUAACUACCUAACAUUAACCACUAGCUAGCAUUUUUUUAAGCAAUUUUUUAAAAUUCUGAUGAGAAACAGUAGUGGCUUUAUAUCACUUCUAAAGCUCACUAGUAAAAGACAAAUUAAAUAAUGAAUUAAUCAGUGUGUGAUUUAUGUUGCAUGCUCAGCUUCAUACUAGCUUCAGUCUCAGAUUAGAUUAGCAAUGUGAGCUACCUGUACUAGCUACCUACACUCACCAUCGAUCUCUGCUGUUUCUUUCCAAGCUUUAUUUUUCUAAUUGCAGGUAGGAACUAAAGAGAUGUGGGACCACACGCUCCAUAGGAUUUCCUUGGAGGAAUCAUUUGAGACAGUCAUUUGGAUUUGUUGCUUCUUUGCAGCGUCACACCCAAUUUACAUAGAGUUGAGUAAUCUCAUGUCUAAUUUUGCUUUCAGUGAAAUCACUGCUCCGUGAAUUUUAUACAAAUUAAAUGAUAUCCUGUCACUUUGUCAUUCGCUAGCGUCAGAUCAAAUGUGAGUUAACUUAAUUUGAGACAAGUAGCUAGCUAACAUUAACACAAACGCCAACUUGUAGGUAACAUCCCUGGUUUUAAUGAAACAUCUGUAAUUAAGCUCAACAACAAAGCUUUUAGUGAAAGCAUAUGACAGCAACAUGGUGUUGAGUCAUGUGACCUGGUGGACGGUGGAUUGGGACACAGCCAAGACUGGGCUUCAGUUCCGUGUUUAUUUUAUACACAUCAAUAUUUAAAGAUAAAAGUACAACUUAGUUUUUAUGUAUGUAAAUGUGUUUAUCUGAAAAUACCACAUCAUGUAGAUACUCUAGUGAAAGAUUCUGAAUCUCGCACACACACUCGCACACACUUGAUGGAGUGUGGUAUGUGAUUUAAGUGUAUGUGACUCAGUGGCAUAGGUAAAUUAAUGAUCGAGUCCAUGAGCUGUUUCAGCACUUCAUACUAUUUUUGUUUGUCUCAUUUGCAUAUUCAUUUGUAUAUUCAUGUGUUCCGUUCUCUCUGUGACAUGAUGCCCACGUGCCAGCAGGUGUUUUUUUUUUUUUUUUUAAAUCAAUAUUUCCAGAUAGAUAUAAACCUGAGUGUCCGCCUGUUGCGUGUUAAUAAUUAUAAUAAUGUAUUAAUACAUGCAGCAUUGCCUCAUAUUUCUAAAUGUGUAAAAAUAAAAUUUAAAAAAAGUACGAAAAUGUGGAGUGUGUGUGAGGAGUGUCUGACAUGGUCCCUGUAUCACUGUCUCAUCUCUCACUGCAAUAACUGUAUAAAAUAAUAAAACAUAUUUACAAUAGCAGAAGGACUAAACUCCAUGAAUCAUUAUGGCAUCUAAUGAAAUGUGUGCACACAGAAUACAGCAGCACAUCUUUCUCAUCAUUUCCAACAAUGUGAUUCCAAAUGGAGGGAUUUACAAAUGUGUGUAACAGAGCUGGGAUAACAAUAUAAAAUAAAGUUUAUCAGUGAUUAUCCUCUUUUUUUUA